GCCAAGCUGCUGGACAUCCCGAGAAUCAUUAGAGGCUUCUGAGCCAGCGAAGGUUCUGGUCCUGUCCGACUCAACAUACACAAAAGCCAUGACAACCUUUUUGGGACACCUGGUGCCGGCGGUAGGUUUCCUCCUCUACGCAAUCUACUACUCGGUGCUAACGUCCUUGGCCCUGCUACAGGAACAGAGGGUCCUCCAGCACCCCAUGCUCCCAAGGAAGCUGGGGGGACACAAGCUGGCUUGGCAGGUAUCGUAUGAGGCACUGGCGAAGGUGGUUUUCCCCAUCAUUAGCAUUUUUGGUGAAUGGUUCUUCCCGAUAGGGGUCAACCGUUUCAAGAUGAUAGACUGGAAAGACCCUCGGCGGCCGUUCGUUUUCAAGGCAGUCUGGGAGCAUAUAACCAUGUUUGGCUUCUUUGUUCUCAGUGGGGUGGUGGACCUUGUGUGCCAGUCCCACCCAUCGUCCCGUUGGAGCUUGAAGCUGGAACGUGCGGCUGAGGCCCUGACUCUGUACGUGCUGGCACUGAUGAUGAUAAGUCACGCUGAGAGCAAGACCCCCCUGGAUAACCGAGUACAUUUGCUGCUAGUGGUGCUUGCCUUCUUGCUCGCGCUGGUGGCCACUGUAGAGAUAUGGCUCCCCGACCAGGCCCCGCUCUGGGUCCUCAAGUGCUGGCUGGGGAUGGUGUUCAGCACCUGGUUGAUGCAGAUCUGUGAGAUGUUCAUACCUCUCACUGGACAGCCCUGGCAGAAAGACAGCCCUACGGAUAUGGCAUUUGUAACCAUCUUUUUCUGCUGGCACCUGGCCUUAGCGGCCGCCUUGUUGACUACUAUCUAUGGCCUCUGCAGACUCUGGCACUGUCGCUCUUCUUCCCGGACGAAGACUCCCAGUACUAGGUACCAGCGGUGCCCUAUGGAAUCCAGUGGUGAAGAACUAGAAAAGCUCAGAGCUGAAGCCGAGCCACAGGAUGGAGGUGCAUAGGAACUGAAGCCAUCUUGACUGUGUAUUCACAGGCACAAUCUGGACUCCGCACAGCUUUUCAUCCCAGGACCUAGCUUCCUUACCCCCAAAUAAACCCUCUAGCUCCGAGGAUGACUUCUUACUUAUCUCUUUGUUCCGUCCAGGUCAGUCUCUCACCUGUUUCCUUAUCUUUAUGGUUUCUGGUCUUGCUUGUGCAAAGAACAAAAUAGUACUUUUCUGUAACAGCUUUGGGUAGCUUUUUCUUAGAAAAAAAAAGAAAAGAAAAGAAGGAAGGGAGGAAAAGAAAAUAGAAUAGAAAAGAAAAGAAAAGAAAAGAAAGAAAGAAAGAAAGAAAGAAAGAAAGAAAAGAAAGAUACUGAGUAAGUCUACUUCUGACCUGAGAAAGUAGGGAUGAGGAAGUUGGUCGCAUUGAAAAAGGGGUCAGGUCAAGGGCUCGGGUCAGAAUAGAGGGUCCUGGGAAGAAGUCUUGAUGGUGGUUGUAAUAAGGUGGUUAUGGUGUAAUUAUAGGGCUGCUGAGCUGCUCAGAGGGUUGUCAGCCCCUGCUCCAAGUCUGAGGACCCGAGGUCUGUCCCUGAGACGCAAAGUGCUCAAGGAGAGACUUAUCCCCUGACACACACACACUAAAGAUAACACAAUGUAAUUAAAAUGUUUAAGCAAAGUUAAGGACUUCGCAUGCAUUUCACAGGUAGAGUGCUUGU
Messenger RNA from Meriones unguiculatus (Mongolian gerbil), 1674 nucleotides. RefSeq names its product transmembrane epididymal protein 1A-like. The transcript has a single exon. Lineage: Eukaryota; Metazoa; Chordata; Mammalia; Rodentia; Muridae. The coding region runs from base 89 to 976 and encodes 295 amino acids. The record is from RefSeq and is a predicted model, not a curated record.